GUUUGAUGUUCCCAAUUAUUCUCAACCCGAAGCUAAAGGCGUUCUAGAUUAUUAUUGUGAUGGUUCAUCAAUCUUACAACAAUCUCGUGAUAAACUGUUUCAAAAGACAUUUAUUGCAACAAAUGGGAAUCCACGAAAACUUUAUCUAUCUUGUUGGAAGGGAUUAUAG
Racocetra persica is the source of this 169-nucleotide messenger RNA. NCBI's taxonomy places the organism in Eukaryota, Fungi, Glomeromycota, Glomeromycetes, Diversisporales, Gigasporaceae. The record is from the annotation of a GenBank genome assembly.